CAAUGAUAUCUGGGCUAAACAAAAUUCGUCCAUAUCCGAAUACUUGAAGUGUCUAUACCCGUUUCCGCUCGGAGCAACUGAACCUCCGUCGCCGGAGGAUGGGCAGGCGGAGUGCUCUCCCUCAUCUUCUACUGCUUCGCUCUUACUCAGGCAAAGUAACCCCGCCCCCGCCGGCUCCCCUUCUUCGUUCAUUCAAUUCUUCAUCCCAUACUGACGAUGUCCCUAGUAGACUCCCCGGACUCGUGACAGAAGAGUAUCCAAGCGACUCUCCUUCCUUUUCGCCACAAGAGUUCGCUUUUUUGAAGGACUCCUUGUCGGCUAGGUCUACUUCUGAUGGUAUUGAUGAUGCUGUCCUUUUUAUUAAAAGUGUACUUCGGGAGUAUGGCAGUAGCAGUAAUGGCUGUUUGGGGGAGGAAGCUCAGAAAAUUCUUAGGCAGUUGAGGGAUAAGCUGAACCCAGAUUUGGUGGCUCGGGUUCUCAGAGAGGUUCGGGACGCUGAACUGGGCGUGAAGUUUUUCAUGUGGGCUGGUAGGCAGAUAGGGUAUAGUCAUAAUGUAGCUGUGUUCGAUGCUUUACUAGAUGCUGUCGUCAUCGGGGAACCCAAUAAUUCUUAUAAUGCCACAGUUCCGGAGCAAAUUCUCCAUGGUCUUAUGGAUGAUGAUAAAGAGGUUUUGGGGAAAUUGCUUAAUUUUUUUGUCCUCAAGUGCUGCCGAAAUGGAUUGUGGAACUUGGCUUUAGAAGAGCUAGAGAGGCUAAAGAGUUUAGGGCAUAAGCCCUCCAGAGUCACUUACAAUGCCCUAGUUCUGGUUUUUCUGCAAGUGGGUAAGUUGGAUUCUGGUUCUUUGAUUUACAGGGAGAUGUCAGGCUUAGGGUUCAAGAUGGAUAUGCACACACUGAAUUGCUUUACACGCUCACUCUGCAAGGAAGGUAAAUGGAGAGAAGCCCUUGAUUUGAUGGAGAAGGAAGGCUUUGCUGCUGAUACUGUGAUAUACACCUCAAUGAUUUCUGGGCUAUGCGAAGGUUCUUUUUUUGAAGAGGCUAUGAAUGUCCUGAACAUAAUGCGAUCCAGUUCAUGCAUCCCCAAUAGAAUUACUUAUGAGACCUUACUUUGUGCCUGUUUGAAUCAAAGAAAACUGGGUAGGUGUAAGAGAAUUCUUAAUAUGAUGAUUCUAGAAGGUUGCUGUCCAGGCCAAAAGAUAUUUAAUUCACUUGUAAAUGCUUAUUGCAGAUCAAUGGAUUAUUCGUUCGCCUAUAAAUUACUCAAGAAAAUGGACCGCUGUGGCUACCAACCUGGUUAUGUGGUCUACAACAUAUUGAUCGGAGGUAUAUGCGGCAAUGAUGACUUACCAAGCAAGGAAUCGCUAGAACUGGCCGAAAAAAUCUAUGAGGAAAUGCUUCAUUCAGGGGUUGUACUGAAUAAAGUCAACGUUUGCAACUUUGUACGUUGUCUUUGUGGGUCCCAAAAUUUUGAGAAAGCCUUUCAUGUGAUUCGUGAAAUGAUGAGCAAGGGUUUUGUACCUGAUGUUAGCACAUACUCUAAAGUUAUUGGCUUCCUCUCCAGUGCCUCAAAAAUAGACAAGGCAUUCAUGUUGUUUCAAGAAAUGAAAAAGGAUGGCCUCGUUCCUGAUGUUUAUACUUAUACAGUACUGAUCGACAGUUUCUGCAAAUCUGGAUUCAUCAAACAGGCUCGUAUUUGGUUUGAGGAGAUGAGAAGUGAGGGUUGUAUGCCCAAUGUAGUGACUUACACAUCUCUUUUACAUGCAUGCCUCAAACAAAAGAGAAUUUCCGAAGCAAACGAGCUCUUUGAGUUAAUGCUGUCUGAAGGAUCCAUUCCUAAUGUUGUGACCUUUACUGCUCUGAUAGAUGGCUUCUGCAAAGCAGGGAAUGUGGAUAAGGCUUGCCAGAUCUAUGCAAAAAUGAAGGGAAGUGUUAGCACUUCUGAAGUAGACAUGUACUUCGAGACAGAUAUGGGUAGUAGUGCAGUGAAGCCCAAUCUUGUUACGUAUGGAGCUUUAGUGGAUGGUCUAUGCAAAGCACAUAGGGUAAACGAUGCUCGUGAUCUAUUGGAUACAAUGUUAGUGGAAGGUCAAGAGCCAAAUGUUAAUAUAUAUGAUGCUCUUAUUGAUGGAUUUUGCAAGAAAGGAAAGACAAAUGAAGCACAUGAAGUGCUUUCCAGGAUGCUGGAUCGUGGCUAUGAUCCUAGUGUUUUUACUUAUAGUUCUUUCCUUGACAGGCUUUUAAAAGAUAAACACUUGGAUCUUGCUAUGAAAGUUUUGUCUCAAAUGCUCAAAAAAUCUUGUCGACCAAAUGUUGUGAUCUACACGGAGAUGAUAGACGGCCUAUGUAAGGUUGGAAAAACGGACGAAGCUGACAAGCUUAUGUUGAUGAUGGAAGAAAAGGGCUGCAAGCCAAAUGUUGUGACUUAUACCGCGAUGAUAGAUGGAUUUGGUAAAGCUGGUAAAGUUGAAAAAUGCCUUCAAUUAACCCAGCAGAUGGUUAGUAAGGGUCUUGCACCAAAUUACAUAACUUAUGCAGUCACGAUCAAAUACUGUUGUUCUGCUGGUCUUCUGGAUGAGGCUGUCCAUCUGCUAGAUGAGAUGAAACAGACAUAUUGGCCGAGACAUAUGGAAAGCUAUUAUAAGAUUAUUGAAGGGUUCAACAAAGAGUACUUGAUCAGUAUUGGUUUAUUGGAGGAAAUGAGCACGAAUAGUUCUACCAUCUCUUUUUUCCCCGUUUAUAGGAUUUUGAUUGAUAGCUUACUCAAAGCUGGAAGACUAGAAGUGGCUGCUGACCUACAUAAAGAACUUUCGUUGUCAUCAUAUCACGACAAGAAUAUUUAUGCUUCUUUAAUCCAGAAUCUUUGUAUAAAUCUGAAAGUUGAUAAAGCAUUUGAGUUAUAUGCAGACAUAGUAAAAAAAGGUGCAAUUCCAGAAGUGAGCGUCUUUGUUAGCCUCAUCAAAGGGCUUGUAUUGGCCAAUCGGUGGGAGGAUGCGCUCGACCUCUCUAGGAGUCUAUGUGAUAUGGAUGUUCGCUGGCUAACUGCUGACAAGAAAAUGGAUGGCAGCUAGUCUGAUAUAUGGGUUCAACUAAGUUCAAUCAAUGCCCAUGAAUAUCCGGUGACAUCAGACACCUCUGGCUUAAGAAGACCAAUUUGUCUGCAGCAAGAACCAAGGCGAGGGAUAUAUGUGCAUGACAUUGUGUUGGAAAGAAUCAUUCUACCGAGAGUCCAAAAGUCAAUUGCCAUCCACCACUAUCCAUCUGUAAUGGUGCUUUCACCUUCAGGUUAGAGGAUGUGAGAUGCCUCGUCCUUAAAUGCUUGCCUCUCUGAUUCCUAAUGCUGUCUUCUCUCCUGGACAAAUUCACAUUCUGAUCCCUGUUAUGGAAGAGAACUAAUCUCAACUGUAAUACAUUUUCUUGGGAACAACCUGCUCACCAAACCCGUCAUCACCCACUGGUUAGUGCCGCGGGCCAAUCAGUGUCUCAUGAUGCAACACAUUCUCAUGGACCAAAAAAUCGAAGGGGUGGGAUUCAUAGAUCAUAAGAGGCACAAAGGUGGUGUUGAUUUGGGGUCAUGGAGGACGGAAUACGAAGGUGUGGAAUGACGUGGGGUUUUUGCCGUUUCCCUGCAUAUCAAUGCUUCUCAAGUUGUCAUUAAAUAAUUAUUAUGCAUGUAUAUAAAAAAGUAUGACAUCUCAUCUCUGAGCACCCAUAACACCUACCAAGCGGUUAAUAAGGAGGAUGUAAAUUGAAUUUUAGUCACAGACGGACAUAUAACGAGUACUUGUAGUUGUUGUAGAGAUUCAAUGCAUUUUUACAAAGU
Molecule: messenger RNA, 3820 nt
Organism: Cuscuta europaea
Lineage: Eukaryota; Viridiplantae; Streptophyta; Magnoliopsida; Solanales; Convolvulaceae
Source: the annotation of a GenBank genome assembly